ACGGAAAGGUUUAUUGGACGGAAUAUUUAUUGUUUAGUGUUUCAGACGGGUGUCGCAGAACUUUAUCAGUGAUAUACACUAGUGUCAUUUUUUUUCUGUUUAUUUCUUAGUAAAAUAAAUCAGUGAUCGGAGUUCACAAUGGCUGUGAAUGCGGUGCACCUGGAAUCGGACGCUUUUUUGGUGUGCAUGAAUCAUGCGCUGAGUACCGAGAAGGAAGAAGUUAUGGGGCUUUGCAUUGGAGAGGUUGACACAGACAAAAUUGUGCACAUCCACUCAGUAAUCAUCCUGCGGCGGUCAGACAAGAGGAAGGAUCGUGUGGAGAUCUCUCCAGAACAGCUGUCUGCUGCAUCCACUGAAGCUGAGAGGUUAGCUGAAAUGACUGGACGGCCAAUGCGAGUGGUGGGCUGGUACCAUUCUCACCCACACAUUACAGUAUGGCCGUCACAUGUUGAUGUGCGGACCCAGGCAAUGUACCAAAUGAUGGACCAGGGUUUUGUUGGGCUGAUAUUCUCUUGUUUCAUUGAGGAUAAGAACACAAAGACUGGGAGGGUACUGUACACCUGCUUCCAGUCCGUGCAGGCACAGAAGGGCUCUGAGUAUGAGAGAAUUGAGAUCCCAAUCCAUGUGGUCCCUCAUGAAACAAUCGGGAAGGUGUGCCUGGAGUCUGCAGUGGAACUCCCCAAGAUUCUGUGUCAGGAGGAGCAGGAUGCUUACAGGAGAAUCCACAGUCUUGCUCACCUGGAUCCAAUAACAAAGAUUCACAAUGGCUCAGUCUUCACGAAGAAUCUUUGCAGCCAGAUGUCGGCUAUCAGCGGGCCCCUGCUGCAGUGGCUGGAGGACAAGGUGGAACAGAACAAGCAGACUAUUGCUGAGCUGCAGCUGGAGAAGGAGAGGCUGGUGCUGGAGCUCACAGACCUGGACUGAGCAGGAUAGCCGUGCUGGACAUGUACAAACUAGCAGGACACUGUAAUGCUGCUGCGCAAAAUGCCUCCGAGCAGGGGAAGGAGACGCCAACAGAGGAGCAGCAAGGUUCUAGGACUAAAGUCCAUGGAAAACUAGGCAACUUUCAGGCGACUGGUAGUACUUUGUAAGCAGUAUUCACUUAGUAGCUCCAGCCAUGGUUGUUAACAUAUUGUAGCUUGUGCACAAGGGAAAUUGCUUAGAAAUGUCACCUACAACAAGCUUCAUAAGUUUCCAGAAAAAACUGCCUGACAGUUGCCUCGUUUUUCAUGGGAUUAACACGUUUUGAGGGAUAACAUAAUUUUAAUGGUAUAAAACUAGCAAUAAGCUACUCUGAACAAUAAUUAUUUUGCCUAUUCUAAUAAGAAACUAAAUGAGGGAGACAAACACUUGUCUACAGGACAGUUUCUCUACAAUUCGGAUUUGAGUGCUGUGAAGUUCUCUAUUCUUCUUCCUAGUUUUGUGCCAUUAAAACUGCUUUAUUCCACUUUGAAAAUUAGCUUUUUGCAUUUUAACUGGAUUCAAAAUAGGAUCAUGUGAGUCCUAUGUAAAGGACAACACUUACUGUUUGUAAGUCAGCUUGUAGUAGAGUUUCAGCAUUUUUCUCCAUGGCAGUAUUGAAAAAUGGAGUUUACAAUCACCCUGCUAUUUGAUUGUCCUUGAAAGGUUGUACAUGUAAGCAACAGACCAUGGGCCCAGCUUUUGAAAGGUUUUGCUCCAGGUUAACAUAUCAAAGCAACAAAAUAAUGGAAAUGUUGCUCCCCUCUUUGUUUGUUGGUAAUCUACUGAUUUGAACUCUUCAGUUUACACGACUCCUAAGAUUUUUGAUUUUUUUAAAAAAGUUUGAUAAUUGAUAGCAGAGCCAGGUCCAUUACCACUGUGAUCUUUGAACUAACGUGUGCAUCUCCAAACAUCAUAUCCUAAUUGCUAGCUGCUGUACCAAAGCUCUGCUUCACUGAAUGGACUAUUGGAAUACAAUCUACAGAGUGUGAGUAGAUGUUAGCUAACUUAUCUUGACCUUGAUCAGUGGUGCAUCGGAUUUGAAAACUGGGCCCUGUGUCUUCUGUUUUGACAUUACAAGUGAUUGUUUUGGUCAUGCUGUUUGUUUUUUGAAUUCGAAUGCUCUGAAUUCUUGUUGUUUUUGGGUAAGUUGUUUGUCUCCAGCUAAACAAAAAUACUGUAAAUCAACUCUGAAAUCAGUAUCCAAAUUUUGAAAUCUGAACAAACUCAGAAUUAGUUGGUAACUAAUUUAAUGAUUUUUCACAUGAACUUGCAAACAAGUUGGCAGUACUUUUGUUGCAUAUCAUUAAAAAAAAACAAAAAAUCCCACAUACUUCAAAGGUAAGCAACAGUGACAUGUGUAAAAUAGGGUGCUGGUUGUGAAAUUGGUAAGUGUUUCAGUGCAAGCAUGUUACAUGUUUGUUUUUUGUUUGUGAAAGUUACCACUUUUUAUGGAAAAUAAAAUUUUGUGCAGAGA
Molecule: messenger RNA, 2437 nt
Organism: Polyodon spathula (Mississippi paddlefish)
Lineage: Eukaryota; Metazoa; Chordata; Actinopteri; Acipenseriformes; Polyodontidae
Product: lys-63-specific deubiquitinase BRCC36-like
Exons: 8
Coding region: 139-924 (261 amino acids)
Biological process (GO): double-strand break repair
Cellular component (GO): BRCA1-A complex; BRISC complex
Molecular function (GO): cysteine-type deubiquitinase activity; polyubiquitin modification-dependent protein binding; metallopeptidase activity
Source: RefSeq, a predicted model, not a curated record